This is a messenger RNA of Australozyma saopauloensis, 1767 nucleotides long. RefSeq lists its product as uncharacterized. The record is from RefSeq and is a predicted model, not a curated record. The transcript has a single exon. Bases 1 to 1767 code for a protein of 588 amino acids. Lineage: Eukaryota; Fungi; Ascomycota; Pichiomycetes; Serinales; Metschnikowiaceae.
AUGACUCUUAGUCACUGGAUCUGGCAGGCCCUGCAGGAUAGUAGUCACUAUGACCAUGAAUCAUCCAGUAGUUUCAGAUCUACAAUGAACAUCUCCGCUCCAGACGAUCUCCACGAGGAGAAGAAAGUGGGAGUUACACGCCUAAUACGAGAAAGAUUGAAUUUUCAGGAUGAUCGGCUCUGGAAGCGAUUCUCGGCCCGUAGAUUAGAACUAAUCGAUGCAAUGGAUUUGAGCUCGAAAAAGGCAAGCGAGCAGGAGGACGAAAUCCGUAAAGUUGCAGACAUACUACGAGUGGAGUUCUUAUAUGGUCAACUGUACUAUUCCGACUUCGAUAAACUUGUUCGUGCGGCUGUACAGAGUGUUCGUCGUAAUAGGAAGAGAGGCCUGAAAACCAAUCGGGGAAAUGCGAAAAGACAACAUAUGCAUAGUGAUCUGGGUCAGGAUAGUGAUGGAAUUAAACGUGAGGCAUCCACUGGCAUCAACACUCCAACAGAGCCCAGUAGCUUCUUGUCUGAGAUUGCCCAUUUGAACACUGAUGCCAAUGAUUCUGUCUAUGACAUGAGUUACUCCACCAUGAAGGUUAUCACACACAAAGACGAAUCGCGCAAUGCAAUUGACUCGAUAAUUCGGCCAACAUUAGCAAAUGCAGCGAAACCGUCGCUUCCAUCGCUUCUGAAACUACAGACCAACCAGCGGCAGGCUGAGUAUGAACAGAAGCUCCGAAUCACCCAAAACUCGCUUCUUCAGCUAAUAAAGCGGUCUAAGCUGUGCUUGAUGGUCGCCCUGCGGCCUAAUAAUGACCACCUCUGCGAAUUGGGUCGUUCGGCGUUCAACGCAGUCACUGCCCUAAUGUUUGAGACCUCUUUUCAAAAUUUAAACCAAACUUCGGUAGAGUACUUAAAGGUAAAGGUGACACAACGUGACUUCUUGGCUAAAUUCUAUCGCGGCCUAGAUCAAGAAGCUACCAGUAAUUUAGAGGAGGAAACUGCAGUUACCACUUUAGAUAUCCUUAUCGGAUGCUGUAUCAUUGACUUUGGAUUCGACAGCGUCGUCUAUCAAGUCGGCGAAGCAAUGUACUAUCUGAUUUUGGUUGAGUACCCAUUAGUUCUGAAGUCUUCAACCCAAUUCUACGCGAAACCUUUUUCACACAGGGAAUACAACAACAUACAAACGCCCCAACCAUACAAUAGCGGCAACUCUUUGACAAAUUUAGCAACUAUAGCCUCUGAAAUGCAAAACUUCAAACCAGUUUCAAUGUCAAAUGCUCAAAUGAGCAAAACUGGAAGUUCUCUUGACGCUCCCAUACAAGAAAACGCGCCUCCUUGUAUCACUCCAGCUGAGGAACGGAAGUCAGUCACUCUCAGGUUUCUUUCCACCACUUUCAAUUUUUUUUAUCCGAUCCGAAGCUGUGCACCUCCCAGGUUUGUGGAGCUUAUGGAUAACGCUAAAGAGGCGUUCAAAUUGAAUGAAAACCAAUUGUAUGGUCUCAAAAACACGAAAACAGGAUCUAUCAUUCUGUCGGAUUUUGAAUUGGAGAAAAUCUUCUACAAAGAAUCGUUUGUCGAUCUUGAAUUGUACUCGCAAGGGUUUCAAGCCAUUCCAAUUUACGAGCUCACCUCUACCAUAACUCCAUCUGAAGAGAAAUCUAGAAUAAUAUUACCGCCUCCAGUCAAACUGGCGAGCCCACCAGUGGUGGCCACAAGCAUCAAACAACCGAUCUCUGUUUACCGUGCACCCAACCAACCUAAGUUCCAACCGCUCCUUUAA